This is a messenger RNA of Procambarus clarkii (red swamp crayfish), 2028 nucleotides long. The record is from RefSeq and is a predicted model, not a curated record. Lineage: Eukaryota; Metazoa; Arthropoda; Malacostraca; Decapoda; Cambaridae.
AUGGAGGAAGAAAGAGAGGAGGAAACUUCGUGGGCUAGACUUCAAGGGUCCAGACUUCGAGGGUCCAGACUUCGAGGUCCAGACUUCGAGGUCCAGACUUCGAGGUCUAGACUUCGAGGGUCCAGACUUCGAGGUCCAGACUUCGAGGUCCAGACUUCGAGGUCCAGACUUCGAGGGUCCAGACUUCGAGGUUCAGACUUCGAGGUCCAGACUUCGAGGUCCAGACUUCGAGGUCCAGACUUCGAGGGUCCAGACUUCGAAGUCCAGACUUCGAGGGUCCAGACUUCGAGGUUCAGACUUCGAGGCCCAGACUUCGAGGUCCAGACUUCAGGGGUCCAGACUUCGAGGGUUCAGACUUCGAGGUCCAGACUUCGAGGUCCAGACUUCGAGGUCCAGACUUCGAGGUCCAGACUUCGAGGGCCAGACUUCGAGGUCCAGACUUCGAGGGGUCCAGACUUCGAGGGUCCAGACUUCGAGGUCCAGACUUCGAGGUCCAGACUUCGAGGGUCCAGACUUCGAGGGUCCAGACUUCGAGGGUUCAGACCAGACUUCGGGUUCAGACUUCGAGGGUCCAGACUUCGAGGUCCAGACUUCGAGGUCCAGACUUCGAGGGUCCAGACUUCGAGGUCCAGACUUCGAGGUCCAGACUUCGAAGUCCAGACUUCGAGGUCCAGACUUCGAGGUCCAGACUUCGAGGGUUCAGACUUCGAGGGUCCAGACUUCGAGGUCCAGACUUCGAGGUCCAGACUUCGAGGGUUCAGACUUCGAGGUCCAGACUUCGAGGUCCAGACUUCGAGGGUCCAGACUUCGAGGUCCAGACUUCGAGGGGUCCAGACUUCGAGGGUCCAGACUUCGAGGUUCAGACUUCGAGGGUUCAGACUUCGAGGUCCAGACUUCGAGGUUCAGACUUCGAGGGUCCAGACUUCGAGGUCCAGACUUCGAGGUUCAGACUUCGAGGGUCCAGACUUCGAGGUCCAGACUUCGAGGUUCAGACUUCGAGGUCCAGACUUCGAAGUCCAGACUUCGAGGUCCAGACUUCGAGGUCCAGACUUCGAGGGUCCAGACUUCGAGGUUCAGACUUCGAGUCCAGGUCGAGGUUCAGACUUCGAGGGUCCACUUCGAGGUCCAGACUUCGAGGUUCAGACUUCGAGGGUCCAGAUUUCGAGGUCCAGACUUCGAGGUUCAGACUUCGAGGUCCAGACUUCGAAGUCCAGACUUCGAGGUCCAGACUUCGAGGUCCAGACUUCGAGGGUCCAGACUUCGAGGGUUCAGACUUCGAAGUCCAGACUUCGAGGGUCAAGACUUCGAGGGUCCAGACUUCGAGGUCCAGACUUCGAGGUCCAGACUUCGAGGGUUCAGACUUCGAGGGUCCAGACUUCGAGGUCCAGACUUCGAGGGUCCAGACUUCGAGGUCCAGACUUCGAGGGGUCCAGACUUCGAGGGUCCAGACUUCGAGGUCCAGACUUCGAGGUCCAGACUUCGAGGGGUCCAGACUUCGAGGGUCCAGACUUCGAGGGUCCAGACUUCGAGGGUCCAGACUUCGAGGGUCCAGACUUCGAGGUCCAGACUUCGAGGGGUCCAGACUUCGAGGGUCCAGACUUCGAGGUCCAGACUUCGAGGUCCAGACUUCGAGGGUCCAGACUUCGAGGUCCAGACUUCGAGGGGUCCAGACUUCGAGGGUCCAGACUUCGAGGUCCAGACUUCGAGGGUCCAGACUUCGAGGUCCAGACUUCGAGGUCCAGACUUCGAGGUCCAGAUUUCGGGGGUCUAGACUUCGAGGUCCAGACUUCGAGGUCCAGCCUUCGAGGUCCAGACUUCAGGGGUCCAGACUUCGAGGUCCAGACUUCGAGGCGAUUCUUUUUGUCAAAUCUGGCCCUAUUUAAGAUGUGGAUUGAGAAGCCUCCCACUGUUAACUACCAGCUUCCGUUUGAAGAUCUCUAUUUGAGUUUUCCAGCUUCCACUGAAGUCCUCUCCCUCUACUUCCUCUCACUUUAUAGAGACUCUCCAUCUAAAGAUGGUGGAGUCUGA